GACAGUGGGUUUUCUGUUGUUGUCCUGUUUUUGAAAGCUGGCAUCCCGCUUUCUCUUUUUCCUUUCCUUCUCCUCCUUCCACUCGCGCUCCCUCCAGAGAGACUCCUGUCAGGUCCGCGGCUACAAGUCCUUUCGGGAGCCUCUGCAGAAGCCAGAAACCAUGUUGACGUUUUUGGCGCUGGCGUCGGUCGUCCUCCUGGGAAUAGUGCCUGAGCAGUCCCAGGCCAUAGUGAUUUACACCGGCUGGGAGCGCCAUGCCCUGGUGGGCUCCGACAUCCGGCUGUCCUGCUCUUUCUUCUCCUGGCGUUGGACCUCGGAUGACGUCACCUUCUCCUGGACGUACAGGCCCGACGGCGCCCGGGACAGCAUCUCCAUCUUCCACUACACCGGCGGCGUGGCCUACCUGGACAACAAGGGUCCGUUCAGGGACAGACUGGAGUUCGUGGGGAACCCGGGUCGCCGCGACGGCUCCAUCUUGAUCAAGAACCUGGACUUCAAUGACAACGGCACCUUCACCUGCGACGCCAAGAACCCCCCUGACAUAGUGGGACGGCCCUCCAGCGUCCGCCUGCUGGUGUUUGAGAAAGUGCCCAUCCAGGCCGGCGUGAUCACGGGGGCCAUCAUCGGGGUGGUGCUGGGCCUGCUGGUGCUCAUCGUGGUCAUCUACUACCUGAUGAGAUUCCUGGUGGCGCGUCGCGUCUUCAGCCUCAGUGUCAGCAAACAUGGCAAGAAAAAGAAAGAGGGAUCACAGCAGAGACAGGGCCCCGCGCCUCCCGCCGACCCCUCCAAGGUGAAGGCGGCCGCCUCGGAAAAGAAGAAGCAGGAGUCGCGCAAGGAAAAGAAAUAGGAUACGGGGAGGGGCUGGGGCGGGCUAGCCGGCCGGCUGCUCCAGCCCGUGCGCCAGGCGGUGGCGAAGGCCCAGCCCAAGCAGAAGCAGCAGCAGCAACAACAACGAACCAUAGUCAGAAAGACAGAGAGGGUGGUGGGGCCGGGGGGGGGGGAGGGGAUGAGGGCCGGGUCCUGAUGACCAUCGAGCUGGAGCUGACCCGCAGGAAUGGGGAGGAGGGGCCCGGCGGCGAAGCGGGGACGGGGAGGUCCACGCCGCUCGGCCUCCUCUCCCGCCUCGCCAAUCAGCUCACCUUCAAAUAAGAGGAGACGACAUGGAGGCGGGGGGUGGGGGGGGGGUGGGGGGGGGGAUGCCGAGGGGGAAGGGGGUAAGAGAGUGGGAAGUCUACAGGAGUCAACUUCUAUCCUACGGCCGCCGCCGCCGCCGCCACGACCUGCCCGAAGCGAAACAAAUGAGGCAAACCACGUCCUGCUCUUGUCACCGGGGCUGAAAACGCCGACUAACGCCGGGGGCCCCAGAUCGGAGAUGUCUCGUUGAUAAUCUCAUCCACCGGGGGGGGGGGGGGGGGCCGCCGCCGUCCCCGACUACUUCUUUCGUCAGGUCAUGAGAUAUGCCAUUUGAAGCGAGACCUUGAGACAGCCGGGGUUUUGAUAACAAAAUCUAAAAAAAAAAAGCUGCUCCCUGCGUUGUUUUUUUUUUUUUUGGCCUUUCUGGUUCCUUUCGUCGUGAUCCUAUCCACUACAGGAAAAAAAAAAAAAAAAGCUUUCUCCAAGUGCGUCCGAUACGCAUCACGGAUCCCCUGCCGCGGGGACAAGCCAAUUUACUUUUCUUUUCCUUUUUUUUUUUUUUUUUUUUCCAGAGGCGAAGGUGUCAAACUCCAGCUCCUCUUCCCUCACACACAGAUUCACUCUCCUCUCUCUUCUCCUGUCCUAUUUCCUCCUCCGUUCACUGUGAAUUCUCUGACUUUUUCUUUUUCUUUUUUUUUUCAUUCAUUUAAAUUACAUCGGUGAUUUAUAUGCUAACCGCUCUAUCCUGUUUCUCUUCUUCUCCUCUCACUUCCCUUUCCCUCUUUUCUCUUCUUCCUCCCGUAGAUAAAGGUCUGACUUCUCCGUGACUGCCUCCACUCCUCCUCCUCCUCCUCCUCCUCCUCCUCCUAUAGUCUGCUCCCUCCUUUUCUGCCCAGCCUGACGCAACCCCCAUUAUUUCCCAUUAUCUCUACUCUUUCAAGACACCACUGGCUGUAAGAAUAGUCCCACUAUAUCAGUGGCAACAGCGUCAAAUAAUUUUUACAACGCCUCAUCGGAGACCCCGUACGCGCUCAUUGGGCAAACUGUAAAAGUGUUUAAGGCCUAACUACGCACAUAACUUCCUUAAGAGGGAACCUGAAAGACAUCCCUCUGUGUUUAGAGCCCCCUGAAUCUUCUCCUCGCGCCCCCCCUCCCUCCUUCGUUUUAAUGUUUACGACCCAAUCGCUGAGCGGAGCCGUGAGUGCACUCUGGACUUCAGAUAGAGGAAAAAAAAAAGAGGAGCCACGAUAGAUAGCGAGGGGAGAGAAAUAUGAUUCCUGCUCUCAGCCGGCGCAGAUAGAAGUUCAAGCCCUCGAGCUCCGGGGGUGAUUCAAUCCUCUCACAUUUGAGCUAAUGGAGGUUGUCGCCGUGUCCCUGCCCGGGCUAAAGGGGGGCUAUUUCUGGCCCUGUAAGAGCAGUGCGGGCUUACUGUAACAGCUGCACAUUUUUUCAGCCGUCAAAGGGGGAGGAAAGGGAAAGAGUGGGGUGGACUGUGGCAGUGGUGGAGGUGGUGGUGGCGGUCGAGGCUGUCCGCUCUCGACUCGACGGCCGGCGACCGACGACCUGGAAUGACGUCACGGCCUGCGAGGGGGCCCGGCGGACGCCCUCGGGAGUCUGACGGAGGGGCUUUACCGGGAAAGGAGGUGCAGCCUUUUCGCGCUCCACGAGUUAUUUUAGGGUCCGGUUAAUCCUCUCGCACGUUUCUCCUCGGCAACCCAGGGCUAAUUAUUUUAGAGCGUGCUGGUAACAAGAUAUCUCUCUCCACAUCUCCCUCCUCCUCCCUCCUCCUCCUCCCUCCCUCCUCCUCCGCCGCCGCCCAGUUCUUCCCUCUUCAUCUCUGCUCUCAUCCUGGGAAUCAUCUCCUCCAAUUCCAAACCCCCCUGUUUCGCUCUCUCUGCCCUUUUAGCUUCCUUUAUCUCUUCCUCUUUCUGACGUUUAGCGACUCUUGCGCGGCAUUAUUCCCCCUUCCCCUCCCGGAAAAGACCCACACACAAUCCACUCCACUCUUUUUAAGCCUCUCCUUAUCUGACUGCCAGGCCCACAGCUCAAUGCUCCUCUCUCCUCCUCUAUCCUUCCUCCUUCUUCUUCUUCUUCUCUUUCUCAAGCUCGGGCAUCGCUCCAUCCCCCUCCCUCCGUGUUUGUCAACGAUCGACGACGACGUACACCCUCUUUAUGUGCUUGCCCUUCAAAUGCCACCCCACCAUUUCCCCGCCCCUCACCCCAUCCUCCUCCCAAAGGCAUGUCCCCUUGGCGGGCCGCUUUCCCUCCUCAAACUUUCUGCUGGUUCGAAAAAACCAAAACUCUCUCCUCUGCCCCCUACUGGCAGGGGAAAGAAACACGUGGGCAGAAAUCCGCCUUUGAAGACGCCAAACAGAAACUUAUAAUCUUGCUAGCGUGUUUUAUGUAUAUGUGUGUCUAGUAAAAGAGUGUUAAAAACGAGAUUUGAUGUAAAGCAAAAAAAAUAAAUAUAUAUAUAUGUCACCCUAAAUAAAGCAAAAAAUAAUGUUUUCUGAGGCAUUUUCCUUUCACAUGUGUGCAAGGAAACACAUGGAGGACAUGCGGCAGGGGAGAAAUGUAAUUGUAUUCUAUGGAAUAUGCCAUUAUAUUUCUAACCUUGUGUGUUAUGGAAGGUGCUGUGUGGUUUUAUUCCGAGGUUUCGAGUGCAGCGUCGGGGUAAAGAUGAGGAGCAGAUAGGGGUUCGGUUAGCCUUAGAUUCAGAUAGGAUACGGCUGGGGAGAACAGGGAGGAAGGUGGUCGCUGUGGGAGGAAGCGCUGGAGGAAGAGACUUAUCUAGCGUGUUAAGCCCAGCCAAAAAUCCAUAUGUAUCACUACAGAUAGAGCCGUCUCUUCCCCGAGAGCUUUCUUUUUUUUUAAGGUGCUCCUUCCCCAACCCUGAGCCAAAGAUGGAUUACGAUCUGCGAGCUUGAUAUGCAGGGUGGAUAGCGUAGACUUGAAUGUUCCUUUAAAAUUCAUAACAUGAAUGGAGGUGCUAAAAAUCCACAUCUAUAACUGGAGACGUUUCACUAGUCGCUGUUUAACUAUCCAGUCGAAAUGGAUCAGUUAGGAUGUUGUCGUCUUUUUCAGCGAAGCCACACAGACACCUGACAUAAGACAAGCAGCAUUAAAAUGCCUUUAAAAAUGUUUUUGUCUGUAUGUAUUAUGAACUGUAUUAGUCGUAGCUGCACAGUAACAUUCCUUCAUUUGAAAUGACUGGAGCUUCUUACGUUUUUCUUAUACGUAUUUCUUUUUCUUUUUUUUCUUUUUUUUUACAUUUGUUUUAAUGCUUGUGAUAACUCCCGUGCGACUAACGACUUUUGACGACUCUGUGUAAUAUGUUGUAAAGUGAACGUCAAUAAAAAUAAAAAGCCCCAAGCGCAGCUGUUGUCAAACGAGACAAAGUAAACCCA
Messenger RNA from Mugil cephalus (flathead mullet), 4541 nucleotides. It is a transcript of the gene mpz, whose product is annotated as myelin protein zero. Gene Ontology annotation, biological process: myelination. Gene Ontology annotation, cellular component: membrane. The coding region runs from base 161 to 847 and encodes 228 amino acids. The transcript has 6 exons. The record is from RefSeq and is a predicted model, not a curated record. Lineage: Eukaryota; Metazoa; Chordata; Actinopteri; Mugiliformes; Mugilidae.